Messenger RNA from Telopea speciosissima, 383 nucleotides. Its product is annotated as macrophage migration inhibitory factor homolog. Bases 45 to 383 code for a protein of 112 amino acids. The transcript has 5 exons. Gene Ontology annotation, molecular function: phenylpyruvate tautomerase activity. The record is from RefSeq and is a predicted model, not a curated record. NCBI's taxonomy places the organism in Eukaryota, Viridiplantae, Streptophyta, Magnoliopsida, Proteales, Proteaceae.
CAAGCUAACUAUCAUCUCGAAAGAAGAAGAGCAAUAUUCAAAAGAUGCCUUGUCUGAACCUCUCCACCAACGUGAGCCUCGAUGGAGUCGACACCUCUCCUAUCUUCUCUGAAGCCAUUAAAGCCAUCGCUAAUAUCAUUGGAAGACCAGAGUCUUAUGUAAUGGUGUUACUGAAGGGAUCUAUACCCAUAAGCUUCAACGGGAAUAAUGAACCGGCGGCGUUUGGGGAGGUGAUAUCCAUGGGAGGCAUCAACUCGGAAGUAAAGAAGAAACUAAUCUCAGCCAUCGGCACCAUCCUUGAGACAAAGUUGUCUGUUCCAAAGUCAAGAUUCUUCCUUAAAGUCUUUGACACAACGGCUAUGCGUUUUGACUCCAAAAUCUGA